AUGCCAACAAGAGUUAGGUCAAAGCGAGUACAUCUUUCCCUUGAAUGCGUAGGUGGUGUCGUGCAAAAAAACAAGAAAGUUAAUGUUUAUGAAACUGAUGAAAGAGGCACUGAAAGCGUCCUGAGCACGCCUUCCGCGCUCCCCUUAACGAGCUUCAUCCCUUCGCGAUGCCCGUUCGCUGGACUUUUUCAUCUCGUAAAAUGCCGUCUGCAGCAUUAUUUUCCGACGUGGCAUAGCCUUAUAAAGCUUGUAUUCCUCGCACGCGCAGAAACUGGUCAAUGGGAGAGGCAUCUCGCACCAGCGCAUCUGAGUGCGUGUUGCCUUUCCUCAUUGCGUGCAUGA
Molecule: messenger RNA, 342 nt
Organism: Trypanosoma grayi
Lineage: Eukaryota; Euglenozoa; Kinetoplastea; Trypanosomatida; Trypanosomatidae
Exons: 1
Coding region: 1-342 (113 amino acids)
Source: RefSeq, a predicted model, not a curated record